CUAGGAAGAAAGCACAGGGUCCGACACGCUGGCCGUGGUACAGUGAGCCGGCGGACCACUACCACUAUCACAACCACAACCACUACAGGGUGCGUUUGUGUGGGCAACGCCGCCAGCCCGGGGUCGGCUGGCCACCAGGUCGACUGGUUCCAGCCAGACGGAGGGUUCGCGCAAACGCACCCCGCGCUAGUCGAUUUAGAACCGCAGUGCUCCUGCGGUGAGCUCACUGUAGAUCUAAACCCCGGCGACCCUCUGCCGACCGGCUUGAGCACGACCGACCCCGUUGCAGCGAGGUGGACGGCGAACUUGCAGAUCUCUAGCGCGGGCGACUAUAGGUUCCAGGUGACUUCGGUCGAGAAAGCUUGGCUAUACGUGGACGACAUCAGAUACGACGCAACUCCCGCCAUAGAGAACCCCAACUCUGGAACCACUAUGAGCUCAAACUUCAUUGCCUUCACUGCAGGCUCGUCCAUUGCCCUGAAGCUCGAGCUCUACGCCUCCGCUGCAAGCAACGCCCAGAUGCAAUUGCAAUACUCUGGUCCCGACACAUCUAAUGCGUUUCAGGCCAUACCGUCCACCAAGGUUUUGCAGCGGGAUCCCCAUGAGAGACCUGUGAUCUCCAUCGACCCAUUGAUCACAUACGUGGUGCACAAUGAAAUGUGGUCUCCCGCAGACGGCGUCACAUGUCGUGACUCGAGCGGCACGCCACUGAGUAUCAGUUUCGACGCUUCCCAAACAAGCACAACCGUGAUCGGAGGCCCUUACACCGUGACGUAUACUUGCGAGGACAGUCUGAGCUUCACCUCCACGAUGGACCGGACGUUCUUCGUCCGAGGGCUUCCGACCAUCACUCUCAACGGGCCUGCUGAGGUGCGAUUGCGACAGGGUGUACCGUACGUCGAACUCGGUGCUUGCUGCACGGAUUCUGAAGGUAAGGCCGUUUCUAUGGAUUCGCCAGCGUCAUCAGUCAACGUGAAUGUUGCGGGGCAAUAUCCUCUGGUGUGGUUUUGCACCGACACGUAUACUCAGAGGUACACAACCGCGCAGCGGAACGUCAUCGUGGAUUCUCCGCCAUCCAUGAUCAGGUUUGGUACCUCCGUAACAAAAACGACCAGGGGCGUUAAUUACGUUGACGCUGGCGUGGUGUGCACCGACCGGGAAGACGGUCUGAUCGUUCAGAUAGGAGGCGAUGUUGUCGACGAGCAGAUCCCCAUCCUUAGUAUCGAGGUUUUUCCUGGGGCCGUCGGAGACAGCAACGACGCCAUCGAUGGUCAGGAGAGCGUGUCCGUUUGUGCAUCGGCUUGCUUCACUUUCCAGGAUCAGAUCGUCUUCGACCUUGGCAGUACGCGCACGAUCCAUGAGGUCCGCAUCUACCAUCCAGGCGGUGGCGCGACGAAUACGCUCGACUCUAUCCGGGUGCUCCCGCAUAAGUUUUUCGACCCCACAGCGGACGACUGGAAUCAUAAGUGCGCGGGGAGCCAGACCUUGAGCCAGGGCUGGAACACCAUUGCCUGCGAGCCGAAGCUGGUGGGAAGCGCCGUGGGCCUGUACCUCUCUCCAGCCGUCAACUUCCCCAUCUGCGAGCUCCGGGUGUUUGGCACGUCGGGCCCUCCGGCGCCCCAGUGGUUCAACGUCUCGGGAGGCUGCCCGACUCUGGAGGGUUCGUACAACAUCUCGGGUACUCACGACGGCCUUCCUGAGUACAAAGGUGGCACCGGAAAAGGAUUGCUGCAGUUUUUUGAGACACAUCAGAGGUGGGUCUUCCGAGAGUCCGCUUCGGACGACAUCUAUGCAGAGGCCGUGUCCGCAGGAUCUCUGCCAGAGAUUCUGUGGAAUGCGGCAGGUUCGGGAGUUGCAGUCAAUUGUAUCCCACAGAUCGAAUUCGAACCGGAAGAUGCCUGCCUGUGGCUUUUCGGUGCUGCUGGCAGUGUCGACAAUCAGUACAGGUGCGCCGACGGCACCAUGGUUUCGGGCUCGGACGACUGCGAGGCCCAUGGCAAUCUGGCGUUCUGCCCGCCCAAUUUGCCAGUCAUGUGCCAAACGCCAUCUGAUAACCUCGGGUACGCCCAGUAUUCUUGCGAGGAGACCGAGGCUGACUGCGGUGCCAAUGGCCUCAGGCGUUGCCACGACAGCGUCAGGGCGGGCACCUGCACGCCCUCGUCGAAGAAGUCCUGCUUGGGCUCGCUGCAGACCGUGAGCCCAGUCGACAUCAAGACUGCCGGCGAAUACGUCAUGCACUUCGCCUGCAUCGACAGCCUCGGCCAGAGCGUGUCGAAAUACCGCACGGUUAUUGUGGGCUGCGAGGGUCCGAACCCGACUGGCUUCUUCGGGGGCAACCAGAUAGACUGCGACACCGAGCUGCACGACGCCAACGUGCUGUACAACGCCUCGGACUCCACGCAGUGCGCCGAGUUCUGCCUGACCGACGCGAACUGCGAGGCCUUCGAGUUUGACAACGUUGCGGUGACCUGCCGGAAGUGGAAGACGUGCUACGGGACAUACAGCCAGGACUUGGUCUUAUCGCGCGAGGUCGGGUACUGCGCCCGCGUGGACCAGCCGCCCACGGUGGUGCUCGCCGUCGCCGACUGCUGCGUGAACGUUGGCGACGUCUGGCCGGAGGCGAGCUACGGCUGCGAGGACGCAGAGGAUGCGUUCGAGCCCGCGAUGACCAGGGUCAGUUACCUCGACGUCGACAUGCCUGGAGUUUACGAAAUCGUAUACACGUGCACCGACCUUGCACAGAACACGGACACCAAGAGGCGAAACGUGACGGUGAAGGCGAACUGCCCGGUCCCCGUCGUCGCCAACUCUGACCAUGCUUGCCAAGAAACAGAUGGCGCAGGCGUUUACUUGACCGAGAUUCCUCAUGGGUCGACAUGUACUACCCUCUGCAACGGACAGUUGGACGAUGAAGUGGGUGACUCUGGUAAGUUUUUCCCAAGCAAAUUGGAGAUCAAUUGCGUCACCACAGGCGACAUGGAUUACCAGUCACAGUGGGAUUCGGUCUUCCAAUGUGGUCCGUUUCCUUGUGAAUCUCCCCCAGUCUCGAACACCAUCACCUACGCUUGCAAGGAGGGCAAGUUGUUCACUGGCCAGUGCACACCAAACUGCGAGUGCAACGUUGGCACGGUGGCGGAUAUGCGGAUGGCCAAGCUACGUACCCAUGGCAACAAACUCGACUGAUCUUCAGGGCCCCAUGUCAUGUGUGGACGGUGUGCUCACUCCACUCACGUUCCGGUGCAUGAGGCCCGCCGACAAACCGGCAUCCCUUCUUCUCGACGACCCGGGCUAUUUGGACAUGACGAUCCGGUGGACGGCAGGGAGUGACGCAGGACAUUGCACAUUCAGCCACUUCCACUUGCAGGGAGCGCUGAUGGAUGACGACGGCGUCUCCUGGGGGGAUUGGAUGAAUAUCGAGGGCUGUUCGAACAGAACGGGCUUCACGAGGAGUGCGGUCGUAAAGGUCUGCGUUGCGAUCAACCUGCUCGAGGGGCGAUCGUACAAGUUCCGCGUGAGAGAGGUGUGCGACGAGGACCUCCUCGUCAGCCCUUGGACGGAGUCCUACGCCGUGACUAUGGAAGUCGUCGAGAGUCCAGUCCUUUCGCUGAGAGUGCCAGAAACUGACGUGACGGAGGACCCAAUGCAGAUCUUGAUCACUUUCCAGGUCAACUGCAUCCCAGAUGUGGUUGCCCAGGCCACGCCUGGAGCCACGCCGGCUGGAUCGACCCUCAGCGUCAGUGACUGGCAUUGGGUCGAGCUGUGGGAUCCAGCAGACUCGAAGUUUUCGAUAACAAGAUCGGGCCAGUAUUGUGAUGAUGGUUAUUUUGAGACCAACGCGUCAAUGGUGGAAGUAAAUGGUCAAUUUCCGAAGGUUGACCUGACAGCCAAGAGCAUCUUGAUCUUCACGCUGCCUGAGGGUUUCUUCCAACCAGGUUGUGACUUUCGGGUGAUCCAGGAGGAAGGAUUCGUUUGCACAGAGACUUAUCCUACGAAAUUGUCCCCCCUCGUCAAUUUCACUUUCACCUUUAUCGAUGUCCAGCCGAGCUUAAUUGCCUUCGCCGCAGUCUCCAAAACGACCACCAGUGCGACUUUUGAGCUGAUGUGGGAUUUGGCAUCUACCUUCAACUGCACUGUGGGCCCGAAGGACGAACAGGAAUGCAUUCGUCUUGUGAAUGAAUCCAUCGCUCCGACGAAGGACCAGAAGUGCCGUUCGGUGAACGCCGAUCUGAACAUGGAGCAGGCGGAGGACGGCUUGUAUUUUCAAUUCACCGUGGAAGGGUUAUAUCCUGGGACAGAUUAUCAGGUUCGAUGUUCUGGGCACAAGCUGAAUAAGUGGUGGGUGUCCACAGCCGAAGAGUCUGCAACCAUGCAGGGACAGAUGCAGUUCAGGACUUCGGAGGACACCGACACCAACCUCGACACAUUAUAUCUGAACGUUAGCUCGCUCUGUGACGUAGGGGAUUGUAUCAAUCCUGAUAUGCGAUUGUGCCCCGGCAUUACAACAGUGCAGACGAAUGAGGAACAGUUAGCACAAGUGGAGGUAGAGAGCAUUGGAUACACGGUCUCUGUGGUUGAGUACAAGAAGAGUUGCCUUGGAACGGCUGAUUUGAACGUGGGCGACAACGCCCAUACGCAGGUGGAUUCUAUGGCAACUGCCGCCAGCCCGCACUCUAAAGUCAGGUGGAACCGACGGCGGCGGCGCCAGCCGUUCCCCGACGGCGUUGAGUAUUUCAAUUUCACGAAGCAGCCGCCAGGAGAGACUCUCAUCAUGGAGAAGUACUAUGAGUUCGAGGUGUGCCCCCUGGCAUACAACGAGAAACCGAAUACCUAUCCUUGCAAACAAUAUAAUUAGCAGUGCUUUGCAACAGUACGUCCGGACAGGGG
Messenger RNA from Prorocentrum cordatum, 4884 nucleotides. Lineage: Eukaryota; Dinophyceae; Prorocentrales; Prorocentraceae. The record is from the annotation of a GenBank genome assembly.